CUACGGCUUCAUACCAUCACAAAUUCUCUGCGAAUUUAGCUUGAGAAUGAAUCGUUCAGCGUGGAUUUCUGCCCCAAGGCUUUCCUCCCUUUGUGCCCAUUAUGUUACCUCUUCAGGGUUUUCAUGAAAUCAUCUCUCCGAACAGAUCCUCGAUCUUGCCCGGAUCUUUUCCGGUCUUAGGGUAUAAAAACCUUAGUGUAUAUAAAAACGUUUCCAGCCAUCUAUCUAGUACUUGGAGAUUACCACCAUCUACAUCAAUGUCUGCUCCAGUUUUCGACGACAUCAACUCCGAAACAAAGCAUGGUAACAGCCUUGGUGGGGUCUCAGGAGCCCACAGCACCUCCAGCCUGCUCACCAAGUUCUUGGACUCCCACAAGGAGCUCAAGAGCUACAGGAAUGGUCGCGCGGUCAAAGUAGAUGGCCACACUUUGUCCAUCGCUGCUGUCACAGCCGCUGCAAGAUACAACGCCACUGUAGACCUAGACGUCUCACCUCAAGUUAAAGCUUCUGUCAUGAAGAGUCGUGCUGUCAUAGCCGACAAGGUUGACAACGGAACGAGCAUAUAUGGGGUCUCUACUGGAUUUGGUGGAAGCGCUGACACUCGGACCGACAAACCUUUGCAUUUGGGACAGGCGUUGCUACAACACCAGCAUGUCGGGAUAUUACCGAGCUCGGAUAGGACGCUUGACGUUCUCCCAUUACUCAGCCCUAUGGCUUCCACCAGCAUGCCCGAGUCCUGGGUCCGUGGCGCGAUGCUAGUGAGAAUGAACUCGCUGAUUCGCGGUCAUUCAGGUGUCCGAUGGGAACUACUUGAAAAGAUCAACGAGCUUCUUCGUGCAAACAUCACUCCCGUAGUACCUCUUCGCUCUAGCAUUUCGGCAUCCGGCGAUUUGUCCUCGCUAUCCUAUAUCGCCGGAACGCUAAUUGCGAACCCCUCUAUUCGCGUUUUUGACGGCCCCAGGAAGUUUGGCGCACGUAAGAUGAUCAGUUCGAAGGAUGCGCUCGCCUUGCACGGUAUCAAGCCAAUCAGCCUCGUCUCCAAAGAAGGGUUGGGAAUCUUGAACGGAACUGCGUUUUCUGCUUCAGUUGCUUCUCUGGCCCUCAAUGAUGCCACUCAUUUGGCACUCUUAGCCCAAAUAUGCACUGCGCUCGGUACCGAGGCCCUCAGUGGAACCCUCGGAAAUUACGCUCCUUUUAUUCACGCUACUGCCCGGCCACACCCUGGUCAAGUCGAAUCAGCAAGUCACAUAUGGAACCUCCUGCAAGGAUCGAAAUUGGCCUCAACCCAUAAAGAGGAGGUAUCCAUCAGCCAGGACAAAUACUCGCUGCGCCAAGACCGGUAUCCUCUCAGGACUGCACCUCAGUUCCUCGGACCCCAAAUUGAGGACAUUCUGUCUGCCUUGUCUACGGUGAUUCAGGAAUGCAAUUCAACCACCGACAAUCCUCUCAUAGAUGGGGAAACCGGUCAAGUUCACCAUGGCGGCAACUUCCAAGCCAUGGCGGUCUCUAACGCAAUGGAAAAGACAAGGCUGGCACUUCAUCACAUUGGGAAACUACUCUUCGCUCAAAGCGCCGAACUCGUAAAUCCGGCCAUGAACCACGGCUUGCCUCCGUCUCUGGCUGCUUCAGAUCCAUCUUUGAAUUACCAUGGAAAAGGCAUUGAUAUCGCAACCGCUGCGUAUGUUGCGGAACUGGGAUACCUGGCUAAUCCGGUUACGACCCAUAUUCAGUCGGCGGAGAUGCAUAACCAGGCUGUCAAUUCGUUGGCGUUGAUUUCGGCUCGUGUGACCGUCAGUGCUCUGGAGGUUUUGACCAUGCUCAUGUCUUCCUACCUCUACCUGUUGUGUCAAGCCGUCGACCUGCGAGCUUUACGAAGAGAGUUGAAUACGGGGCUUCAAGCGAUUCUCUCAGAAGAACUCGCAGCAAUCCUAACGUCUCAACUUUCUUCUCAAGAAAUCAAAAUCUCCAUUUCUUCCAUGUCGGAAACGGUUCAAAACACCUUGGACAAGACGAGCACCAUGGACGCAGUUGAUCAAAUGAAAGAAGUUGCGACGGCUUGUAUCCCUGCACUGAUCGAGGCUGUUCCACGUACGAAUGAUGCCCUCUCGACCAUCUCACAGUUCCGCACGAACGUGUCCUCCAAGGCUACGAAGCUUAUGGGUGAGCUUCGCUCUAGCUACCUUUCAGGCAGGCGGGGAUCGGCACCUGCUAGUCCCUACCUGGGUAAGACGCGAGCGGUGUACGAGUACAUUCGUAUCACCCUCGGUGUCAGGAUGCAUGGGGCAGAGAACUUUAGCCAUUUCUCCAACGGUUUAGGUGUCGACGACGUUACCAUUGGUCAGAAUAUUACGACCAUUUUUGAGGCUAUUCGAGAUGGAAAAUUACAAGACACCGUCGCGGAUUUAUUCGACGUUUUGCCUCGCUCAAAGUUAUAAACGGCAUAUCAAUAACAACACACACUAGAUAGAACUUCACACUUUCACGUCAGAACAUUUCCUCAGAUUAGAUACCCCAUCACGCCUGUAACCGUUGUGAAUAACUCGUCAUUGCGCCGCAGAAUAUCGGCUCGAAUGUGUAAUAUACAUAUACCAUGAAAAUAAAGAUAGACAAGGUGCAUC
Messenger RNA from Guyanagaster necrorhizus, 2618 nucleotides. RefSeq names its product phenylalanine ammonia-lyase. The transcript has 13 exons. NCBI's taxonomy places the organism in Eukaryota, Fungi, Basidiomycota, Agaricomycetes, Agaricales, Physalacriaceae. Gene Ontology annotation, cellular component: cytoplasm. Gene Ontology annotation, molecular function: ammonia-lyase activity. The record is from RefSeq and is a predicted model, not a curated record. The coding region runs from base 258 to 2435 and encodes 725 amino acids. Gene Ontology annotation, biological process: L-phenylalanine catabolic process.